Molecule: messenger RNA, 1594 nt
Organism: Arachis ipaensis
Lineage: Eukaryota; Viridiplantae; Streptophyta; Magnoliopsida; Fabales; Fabaceae
Source: RefSeq, a predicted model, not a curated record
CCAGCCCCAAUUCGUCUCCACCUCAUUGAAGCCCCCGGUGCAAGUCGGUCCAGCCACCGCCGCCAUCCCAACUUCGAGCUUCUAAGGCACCGGCGCAACGUCCUUCCAGCCACCGCCGUUUGAGCUUCGAAAAUCGAAGCCACCGUCGCCGGUCUCGCCUCCUGCCUCCGUCGCGCAACCACUUCCCGCCGGCGCCAACUCUGUUCCACAUCACCGUGUCGGCCACUGUCUUCCCAGCCACUGUCCCCAGCCACUUCCACACCACCGCCAGCUCUGCCCUGUUCCAGCCUUCCAAGAUCCAGCUUCUAGCCCUAGCUAUCAUUGAGCCAUUCACAGUUUCACAAAUCACUUUGACCAAGCUCUCUACUAAAGGCCAAGAAGUUCUUUCUCAAGCAGGCAACAUUGUUGAACAGACUGUUGUUUAAUUCAGAGUGGUGUUGGCAUUUGUUGGGGAGAAUAGAGCACUGCAAGCUAAGGUUACUCAUCUACAUUGAGGAUUGCUCAGCAGCAGCUCCGGAAAGAGCACGAUUAUGUCCUUCAUAGAGAGAUUCUAUGACCCUACAUGAGAGAAAAGAAAGAUAGAAAAGGAGGUGGAAGAAGAUGUUUCAAACGGGGCAGGGGUACGCCAAUUUGGCGACGAGCGAGCCCAUUAGCAAGAAGCCGCAUCAAUACGACGUCGAAUCGGGCGAGACGCUGUUCCCCGGACUCAGCCCCGGCGAGAACCAGCUCCGAUGGGGAUUCAUACGGAAAGUCUACGGGAUCCUCUCCUUCCAGAUCGUUCUCACAACCCUCGUCUCCCUCCUCACCGUCUUAUAUUCCCCGCUCAACGAUCUUCUCAGAGGGAAUUCCCUUCUCCUCCUCAUCGUCGUUUUUCUUCCCUUCAUAUUUUUGAUCCCAUUACUCAGGUAUCAGCAGAAGCAUCCCCACAACUACAUCUUAUUGGGGCUUUUCACCGUCUCGAUUAGCUUGACCGUUGGCAUUUCCUGUGCCAACACAGAAGGAAAAAUUGUGCUUGAGGCUUUGAUUUUGACCUCUGCUGUGGUUUCCUCACUCACUGGCUAUACCUUCUGGGCUUCCAAGAAGGGCAAGGAUUUUAGCUUCCUUGGCCCAUUUUUAUUCACUAGUCUCUUUACCCUGUUUCUCGUUGGCAUGAUGCAGAUGUUCUUCCCAUUUGGACCAGCAGCUCAUGCUAUUUAUGGUGGAAUUGGUGCUAUGAUUUUCUCUGGUUACAUUAUAUACGACACUGACAACCUGAUCAAACGCUUCACUUAUGAUGAGUACAUUGGGGCUUCAGUCACUCUCUAUCUCGACAUUCUGAACUUGUUCCUUGCCAUCUUAAAUAUGCUGAGGGAGGCAAACAAUUAGCCACUCAUCCUGCGUGAACUAAGUUUUUGUCAAUUAAAAUCUCUGAAAUAACUUUUUUACCUCUUUACAAUAUACCCUAGGAAGUAUUCUGAUUAUAACACUAUGCUCCUCUACUCUAGUAUUCUCUUACAGUUGAGUGUCUUGGGUGACAUGAAAAAUUUGUUGGUUCACAAUUGUAUCUUAUGAUGUAUUAUAUUAUAUAAAAGAAUAUUGUGCAAAAUGUUGUUCA